CAAUUGUUCAGAUCGUAGAUAUAGGAGGUUCAAAGCAGCCAUCGUUUCCUCUCUCCAUUAUAAAUCACAAAGAAACAAUUACUAUCAGUACAAUACCAUAUUAACUUUAACAAUAGACGCUUCAAAUCAGAAAAAGACACAAUGGCGCACCAAGACAAGCAGAUCCGUCGGAAGCCGGUACCAAUAAGGCUCCCUAAUCUCCCGACGUAUGAUAACGGGGAUGGACAAGCCUUUGAACAACGAACGGAGAGAACAAUGCUGCCAAGGCCUAACACUUCGCGGAAUUACACAUAUAGCUCUCCUUCGAACACCGAAGUCCCUUGGGUUCCAGCCAGGCCGGGAACACCAUUCCCUUUCGUUUCUCGCUCUCAAAGACCGCGGUACGUUCCGUAUCGCCCCGGUGCAGUAUGGUGUCCCGAGUCAUACUCAGGAUCCAUAGCUAACGUACUUGAGCAGACGCGCCAGGCCGAGGAUCAACUUCGAGCCCCUUUAACAGCUGACAAUGUCAGGUGGCCCUUCUUAGACAAUGACGAUGACGACGAGCCAACCGCCGAGUUCCCGGCUGUGCCCUUGCCUGAAGCACCUCUCCGCAGGCGAAGAGCCAUCCGUCGUGGAAGUUCCGCGUAUUCAGGCACCUCAGGUAGGCUCCCCCCUACCCCUAUCCCUACUAACGAGGAACAUGGUAGGAUGUCAGGCCCGCUCAGCGAGCUCAGCCGUGACCCCCUGAGCACCUUGGAGAGGCAUCAACGAAGGAGGGAAAUAGCUCAAAGUGAUUACGCCGAAAUGAACCAAUCUUGGUACCCGGGUGAUGAUGAAGUCCUCGUUGUCAAGAAUGUUUUGGAUGCUAAGAGACCCAGACGUCAGGGCUAAAGCGCUGAGAUGUGUGUGAUGCAGGUGCCCCUUCCCGAUCCCCUCCUAUCCCUACCCCGGCCCCUUU
Molecule: messenger RNA, 937 nt
Organism: Annulohypoxylon truncatum
Lineage: Eukaryota; Fungi; Ascomycota; Sordariomycetes; Xylariales; Hypoxylaceae
Exons: 1
Coding region: 142-870 (242 amino acids)
Source: RefSeq, a predicted model, not a curated record